Messenger RNA from Strigops habroptila (Kakapo), 381 nucleotides. It is a transcript of the gene QRFP, whose product is annotated as pyroglutamylated RFamide peptide. The record is from RefSeq and is a predicted model, not a curated record. Gene Ontology annotation, molecular function: orexigenic neuropeptide QRFP receptor binding. Bases 1 to 381 code for a protein of 126 amino acids. NCBI's taxonomy places the organism in Eukaryota, Metazoa, Chordata, Aves, Psittaciformes, Psittacidae. The transcript has a single exon.
AUGAGAGCCCCCUACUCACUGUCCUGCCUCUUCCUCCUGAGCCUGGGGACCUGCUUCCCCCCCAGCCAGCCGCAGGAGCCGGGACACCCGGGGGAAUGGACCCUGCUCGGUCCCAGCUGGCGAGCGGCUGCCGAGGACGCGGGGGCCGGCUGGAGGGCAGGAGCGAAGCGGCGGCGGAGCGAGGAGCUGGGCGCGCUGCUGAGCAUCGCCCGGGAGCUGCGGAGCUAUGGAGAGGAAGGGGCCGGGCAGCGGGCGGGCCGGCAGCGCGGCUCCGAGCUCCGGGCAGGGGAGAAGCGCAGCGGCACGCUGGGGAACCUGGCCGAGGAGCUCAACGGCUACAACAGGAGGAAAGGCGGCUUCACCUUCCGCUUCGGGAGAUGA